AUGGAGGUUUCAGACGGAAACGUGUCUCAAGCUUUGAAAAGAUGUCUGGAUCCUGCGCUGUUGGAUUCCACAGAGGCUGGGUUUUUUCAACCCGAGUCCAAUUGGUCGCCGGAUGAGGCUGCGCCAUCGUGGCCAUCAUUUGGUGCUUCGCCCAUGAUGCCGAUUCAGCAGGCAGCGUCUCUUGGAGACCACCAUCCCGGCGAGACAGGCACGCGUCCGCAAGUUCGGGACUGGCCGAUCCAGGACCAGGCUUUGCCAGACGACGCGAGCAAAAGGAGGCCGCAAAGUCCUCACCAACAGGACCGUUCGGUGAGAGUUGUGACCCGCGCAAGGUCCAAGCAGAGAUCGCCGUCCGGUGCAACCGACAGCCCCCCCAAAAGACAGAGGCAAUCGAAGUCCAAGGAGGCGGGAACAGAGGGCGGCAGCGUACAUGCAGAUGCCGAGGAUGCUACUCAUCGCCAAGGAUCUCUCGAGCGCAACCGCAUCGCUGCUUCCAAGUGUCGAAAGCGCAUGAAGAAAUGGGUUCAUGAUCUCGAAAAGAGGAACUCUGGGCUGGAGAAGCGCCACAAAGAUCUCCAGAUAGAGUAUCUCUACCUCGUGCAGGAAAUAUCCGAGCUAAAGAACUACAUCCUAGGCCAUGCGAGCUGUCGCGAUCCUAACAUUGACACGUGGCUCGACAACGAGGCUUCAAAGUACGUGUGCAACUGA
Molecule: messenger RNA, 708 nt
Organism: Metarhizium album ARSEF 1941
Lineage: Eukaryota; Fungi; Ascomycota; Sordariomycetes; Hypocreales; Clavicipitaceae
Product: transcription factor atf21
Exons: 1
Coding region: 1-708 (235 amino acids)
Biological process (GO): regulation of transcription by RNA polymerase II
Molecular function (GO): RNA polymerase II cis-regulatory region sequence-specific DNA binding; DNA-binding transcription factor activity, RNA polymerase II-specific
Source: RefSeq, a predicted model, not a curated record